CUGAUGUUUCGAGCCGCGUUUUUAACAGUUUUAGUUCUUUUUAACUUCAAACGGCGUCAAACACCGUUAGCACCAAACAUGUUUUGUGACUGUACGCAGUUUUCCAUUGCUUUUCUACAAAAAUAUGCACUAGACAGGGUUUUUUUUUUACCGUAGCGACGCAUCUCGCCGUGUUAAGUGAAUAAGACAGUUAAGAACGCGUCUCGAGACAUACAGGUUCUGCUCAACGCAAGAACGCGUUCUAUGUGAACGGCCCCCAAAAUACCUGUCAAGCGCAUGUUUCCAUAGGAAAAUAAUUUUAAAACAGCGCUGAUGGACGCAAGGACGUAUUUGGUGUGAACGGCUCCUCAGUGUACACGCGUCGUCAGGUGCUGCUGCAGCCGUUCAUAAACACCCACCUAGAGAAGGACCGAGGGAUCUGCGCUUACAUCCGAGAUGGCAAAAGCAGACCAGCGAUUAGGGCAGCGAGAUGGAUCUGAUCAAAACUUUGACUACAUGUUCAAACUCUUGAUCAUUGGCAACAGCAGUGUGGGAAAGACUAGCUUCUUAUUCAGAUAUGCAGAUGACUCCUUCAGCAACUCCUUCGUCAGCACUGUCGGCAUCGACUUUAAGGUGAAGACAGUUUAUAGGAAUGACAAGAGAGUGAAACUCCAGAUAUGGGAUACAGCUGGACAAGAGCGUUAUAGAACUAUUACUACAGCUUACUAUAGAGGAGCCAUGGGCUUCAUCCUCAUGUAUGACAUCACAAAUGAAGAGUCUUUCAAUGCAGUCCAGGACUGGGCAACACAGAUUAAGACCUAUUCUUGGGAUAACGCUCAGGUGAUAUUAGUGGGAAACAAGUGUGAUAUGGAUGAGGAGAGAGUGGUGCCUUUUGAAAAGGGGAAACACUUAGCAGACCAGUUAGGGUUUGAUUACUACGAAGCAAGUGCCAAGGAGAACAUUAACGUCAGACAAGUGUUUGAGCGCUUAGUUGAAAUUAUCUGUGAGAAGAUGUCGGAAAGAGUCGAUACGGAUCCAGCCAUGGUAACCGGUGCCAAAACGACCCGGCUAACCGAUAAGCCGCCGCAGCUACCUCAGAAUUGUUGCUGAGUUCAAUCUUUCCUUGAAUGCAAACCUGUUAGCAGUGGAUCUGAUGUUCUUUGGUUUGAAGUUCUGUUAUGUGGAAAUCACAAUUGACCCGUACAGUUUGUAGCCGUCAAGUAGUUUAGUAAUCUAAUCUACAGUCCAUAAGAAACUCAAACCAGGGACUAUAGAGCAAAGCACAAAAACAUGUGGCUCUCAGAACCUUAGUGUUCACUGCUGAAACUAGAUUGAAAACACAAUCUAUUGUGGCACAAUCAUGCAUGGAUUAUAUAUCAAGUGUAGUAUAUACCAGUAGUUUAAUGGUGGUCACAUAAUUCGUUUAUACAGUAUAUAGUUCAAACAUAAUCAAAUAAUGGUGGUUAUUCUAUUAAAAUGCACAAAAAACUCAGACGUUUCCAGAAUGGCCAUUACUGAAAAUUAUGCAGAAUUUGAGUUUUGUUUUCAGGGUGGUUGAAAUGCUUUGGUUAUUUAUAUAAUCAGAAGAAAAUGCACAUUGUAUAUUGGAUUCCAUCUUAGAACUGCUGGCACAGUAUGCUUUUAAAGAAUAUGAGCACUUGUUUAAGCAAUCCUCAUAUAAUAUCAUGAUCAGAUAUCCCAUAAAACACAAAUUCACUUCUUACACAAGAAUAAAGCAUUCAAUUAUUAAUGUUAAAGCUUGUAUUGUCAGAAACCACAUAUGAUUGUUAUGUGUAAUAAUCGACUGAACACUCAAUUAACACAUUCUAUAGUCAGGUGAUGUUCAGUUUGUUAUGAAAAUAUAUUUAUUCUUCACUAAAAUCCUCGAGCUGAACGUUGACAAUUAAUAUAUAUUGUGAAUUUGUGCCAAGAUGUGUUUAUAAAUCAAAUAAUUGUAGCAAAUCCCUGUGGAUUGGUGUAUGGAUAAACUACUUUGGAUUUUUAUCAAGUGCUGUUACGUAUGAGUGUUUUAUGUAACUAUAGUAGAAUUUAUUCUAAAUGAGAUAUUUUUAAUUCCGAUGUUAUAGGCUACAUUUUUUCUCUGAGUAGAUAUUUAUUUUUAUCCUGCUGGCUUAUACUGGGAAUAUAUAGAUGUAUAUUUGCUGUUAGUGUAUUUUGAUUUGUAGAAAAUUUGCACUCGUUAAGUGAUUGUACAGAUUGUUGUGAAUGUUACUUUUAGAUGCAAUUUGUACAAAUAAAAGCACAAAUCAGAUUAAA
Molecule: messenger RNA, 2256 nt
Organism: Xyrauchen texanus (razorback sucker)
Lineage: Eukaryota; Metazoa; Chordata; Actinopteri; Cypriniformes; Catostomidae
Gene: rab3b
Product: RAB3B, member RAS oncogene family
Exons: 5
Coding region: 436-1089 (217 amino acids)
Biological process (GO): protein localization to plasma membrane; regulation of exocytosis; protein secretion
Cellular component (GO): endosome; synaptic vesicle; plasma membrane
Molecular function (GO): GTPase activity; GTP binding
Source: RefSeq, a predicted model, not a curated record